AUGACCAAGUUAAUAACUGAGACACCUGACCAGCCAAUCCCAUUUCUCAUUGACCAUCUCCAAUCUAAACAAGGAAACCAGGGACAACUUCAAAGAACAUUGUCUGGAUCUGCAGCUCUGUGGGCAGAAAGUGAAACAAUAGAACUUAAAGGAACAAGAAGGGAUUUUAGAAGCUAUGAUAAACCUUGGCAAUUAAAUGCAAAGAAGCCUAAAAAAUCAAAAAGUGACCUGGCUGUAUCUAAUGUUUCUUCAUCAUCACUGGACUCCAAAUCAUUGCCAAGGUCAGUAGAGCGUCCUAAGUGGAACUGGCGGACUAAACCACAAAGCCGUGAUUUUGAUGAAUUGAACCACAUCCUGCAAGAGAGCAAGAAGCUGGGGAAAGCCCUUGAGAAUCUCUCUAGAAGUAUUGCCAUUUCAGACGAACUCGAUAAGGAAACAGUGGCUUUUAAUUCUUCUCUUCUGAGGCCCCGUGUGAUUGGAGAGUGGAUUGGUAGAGAAGAAAAUGAUGCGGAUCCACUAGCUGCUGAAAUGCUACAACCCCCAGUUCCAAGAAGUAAAAAUGACCAAUGGGAAAGUGAAGACAGUGGCUCUAGCCCUGCAGGAAGGAGAUCACCAUCUCUUUGCUACUAAAACCAAAUAGAGAAAUAACUUCAAGGACUAAGCUGUCAGUCAAGACCUACAAUAAUAUUGGGCAGAGAAUGGCUGUCUGUUAAGAAUUGGAGGGGGAGAUUUCUGAUGCCCCCGAAAGAUAUAGUUAGUCAUCAGGGAGAAGAAAACUACUAAGUGUGUAAUAAGUUAAUAAAGAAAACCUUGGUUUAGAACCAUUUAAGUUAAGAGUUGAUAACUAUGAUUGAAUAGAGUUAUUUACAUUUUCUUUGUUUAAUUUUUGAAACUAUUAUAAUUUGUAAGUCUGUAUUUCUUUCAUUGUACUCAGACCCCUGAUGCUCAAAAUCAUAACAAGAUGUUUGCUUUAAGUCUCCUUAUGCUGGUAGAAGUGAAGUAAUGUUGAAAUGUAUAGAUCAUAAUUAUUAGAAAAACUAUA
This is a messenger RNA of Galeopterus variegatus (Sunda flying lemur), 1042 nucleotides long. RefSeq lists its product as uncharacterized. The record is from RefSeq and is a predicted model, not a curated record. Bases 1 to 630 code for a protein of 209 amino acids. The transcript is spliced from 6 exons. Lineage: Eukaryota; Metazoa; Chordata; Mammalia; Dermoptera; Cynocephalidae.